Yarrowia lipolytica CLIB122 is the source of this 951-nucleotide messenger RNA. RefSeq lists its product as uncharacterized. Lineage: Eukaryota; Fungi; Ascomycota; Dipodascomycetes; Dipodascales. The record is from RefSeq and is a predicted model, not a curated record.
AUGUUUGUGCUCACCAACUCCAAAGCGGUGUUGCCAUAUCUGGGCGACUCGGAGGUCGUCGAGGACAAUGUGGAGGGUCUCCAUCUCCCCCCUCCAGAGGACGAACUACCCUCCUUCACACAGGCGAUCCAACAACUAGCGCAUGAGUCAACGCCGUUCUACCCGGCCAUCAAAACCACAGACACAGACCUGCUGCAACUGGAGGAGCCGUUGACGAUUGAGCUCGUGCAGAAAUGUCCCCUGGGGUCCGGCACGCAGUCCACCUCCAUCUGGUCCACCCAGGUGCUCAGCCCAGGCACCCAUAUGCCAGACAUGGUCAGUUCGACACUCCGAGACGUGUGCAUUCCCAUCCAAAACUCCACUCCAGAAUCGGUCCAUGGCUACCUGUCGUACUCGAUACGAGUGUCCUAUGUGGCCAGGCCCAAGAGCCGCUUUUUGAAGAAACCACAGAAAACCUCGGCUUUACUGCCUCUCACGAUCCUCAGAAACGCCCCACAAAGUGAUACAGAUACAGACCGAGGAGCGCGCUAUCUAUGGCCCCAAAGAGCAGAUGUGACCUUGCAAUUGCAACACUCGAAACUCGUCAAUGAUAUCAUCAACCUCAAAAUGCACGUGACUCCCCUCCAGGAUUAUCUCCCUGAAAAGAACGCCAUCAAACUGAAAGGAGUCGAGGUGAUUCUGACUCAACAAACAGGUUCAACCACAAGCACAUAUCCUCUGUUACGAGACAUGAAUCCGCCCAAGACUCUCGAUUACUCACUAACCGUCAAAAAUCUGCCUCUCAACUCAUCCACAUCUCCCCAGCAUCCCUACCCGGUAUCUCACCUGGUAUCUACAACGCUUCGGUUCCAGUUUUGGGAAAACAACAAGGUCAAAUAUUACGAUGUGCGAUUCAAGACCAAGGUGUCUCUCAACCUCAAUGGCGACGCUCCUCCUAUUUAUGCCACUUAA